AUGUCAGAUCCAGUUCGGUACCAUAUAAAUGGCUUGAAAACGCAUUAUCCCAUACACUUGUCGAAGAUGUUUUUACAAUUUUGUUGCUUUAUCAGUUUAUUGAGAAAAUCUGUGGGUGGGGGACAGAUGGAGGUUGGAGUCCUACAGGUCCUCCUAGCGGCGGUGGGGGAGGUGCUGGAUGGUUUCCACGACGAUGAACCCCCGAUGGAGAUGGGGCGGGAUGCUAACGCCUGGUUGGGAAAAGACGACUCCUCGUGUGAAGGGAACGGUGGCAACGUGUUUUCUAGACGGCACUGGUGCAAAAUUGUGAUGGGAGCGAGGGCAAGUAUCCCUGUGGCGGAAGAAAACUUCGUCUGCUGUUUGCCGAAUGUCUUGCCGUCAACUUGUGGGGACCAAGCUUUGAGUCGACGUCUAAGACGGCAGAGCGUGCGCGGAAUUUCUAGGAUUGUAGGCGGAGCUGAAACAAAGGCACACUCAUGGCCAUGGCAGGUUUCCCUUCAGCUCAAUGAUAACAAUUUCCACUUUUGUGGUGGCACACUUAUCAGCGAUCAAUGGGUAGUCACAGCGGCACAUUGUUUAGUCGGAGAUUCUACAGUGGCUAGAGUAGUUCUCGGAGAGCAUGAUAGAUCUACAGAAAAUGGCCGGGAGAUAACUUCAUCUGCCACUGUUUUCAGUCAUCAAAAUUAUGAAAACAGCGCGCCCUAUCCAAAUGAUAUAGCCUUGUUAAAGCUGAAAACACCAGUUGCAUUAAAUGACAACAUUCAUCCAGCAUGCCUGCCAGAAAAUGGAACUACUUUCGAUACAGGUACGGACGACUGUUGGAUCACCGGAUGGGGAGACACGAAAGACACUGGCGAUGAGAGUAAGUUGAAUGAACUACAGAUAUCUAUAGUUGACAAUGAAUCAUGUGCUAGUAAAUGGGGCGAAAAUUACAUCCUAAAAACGAACAUAUGUGUCGGGGACGGUCUGUCCGGUGCAUGUAACGGAGAUUCGGGUGGUCCGUUAUCUUGUCGCCGACAGGGAGAACAGGCCUGGGAACUUGCCGGAGUGACAUCUUGGGGUGCAAGUGGCUGUCAGUCAGAGGGUUUACCAAAUGUGUACACCAGGGUGUCCCAGUACCGACAGUGGAUCCUAGCUACAAUGAGGAAAAACUUGUAAAUGAUGGACAUUUUCUUGUAUCUUAACUGGCUACAACUCUUCAUUAAAAAUAACUAGACCCCGUGUUGAGAUUUUCUUUAAUAUCGAAGUUGAAAUAUGUUCAUUAUAUACCAGACUAU
Messenger RNA from Ruditapes philippinarum (Manila clam), 1277 nucleotides. RefSeq names its product chymotrypsin B-like. The record is from RefSeq and is a predicted model, not a curated record. Gene Ontology annotation, molecular function: serine-type endopeptidase activity. Gene Ontology annotation, biological process: proteolysis. Lineage: Eukaryota; Metazoa; Mollusca; Bivalvia; Venerida; Veneridae. The coding region runs from base 1 to 1158 and encodes 385 amino acids. The transcript is spliced from 7 exons.